Molecule: messenger RNA, 3473 nt
Organism: Canis lupus familiaris (dog)
Lineage: Eukaryota; Metazoa; Chordata; Mammalia; Carnivora; Canidae
Product: collagen alpha-1(I) chain-like
Exons: 4
Source: RefSeq, a predicted model, not a curated record
AUGGCGGCGGCGGCGGCCCGCGGGCGGGGGACGGGGACGCCCGGCGGUCGCGCCGGGGCCGGCAGCGGGCCGAGCACGCGCUCACGCGGGACGGAGGCGGGGCGCCGGGCCGGAGCCCGAACCCCUCCCCGCCACCGGGGAGACGCGCGCGGGGCCGCGGACGGCCAACGGCGAGCGGCCGCCGGGGACCCGACCCACGCCCGGGGCACGCGCGCGCCAGGGCGGGGACGCGGCCGGCGGGGGUGGGGGGCGGCGGGAGACGACGGCGGCCCCUCGUCACCACACAACGCCACCGCCGGGGGGCGGGGGCGAGCGGCGGACGCGGGCGGGAAGGCCGCAGCGGGCCCGGGAAGCGCCGGGCGCCCCGGGGAGCGCGGCACCGGGUCGGCAAGACGGACGACGGACGGGGGCGGACUUUCGGGAAAGGCCGCGGACGGGAGACGCUCCGGCGGCCAGGGGCCAGCCAGGCGCCGGAGAACGGCGAGCGGGAGCGGUGGAGGAGAGGACCGCGGGCCACCGCGAGGGGCUUUCGGGAAGCCUCAGAAGGCACCCGGGAGGCCGAGGUCGGGCGCCCAGGGGCGCACGCGGGGUCCCACCGCCCGAGGCCUCCAGCGCAAGGGCGGUCCCGCGGCACCCGAGGACGCCGGCCCGGCCCCCCACGGCGGGCCCCAAGCAACCUCGCGGGGCUCGGGGGCCCCAACCGCCACCGUUCACGCGACCGGUUCUCCCGAGAACGCUCUCCCGCACACGCGCAACGACGCCCCGCCCCAACACCCCCCGCGCGCCUCCCUCCUCCCCUUCCUCGGAGGACCGAGAGCACUUCGCCCGGGGACGCCCCCCCCGAGCCACGGCGGCCAAGGGGGGGGGCAAGACACCCAACAGCGGCGAGGCCGGUUUCGGUCCACGGAGGGCGGAGUUAGGGGCGCGGCACGCGCGGCGCGCCCGCGACCGUGCGGUCGGGGGACGCGGGCAGGCGGGGGGGACGGGGGGGGGCGGGUCGGCGGCGACGGGGAGGAGGCGCACAGCGGGCGAGGGCCGGGAGAGCGCGUGGGGAAGGGCCGGUCCCGGGAAGGGCGCGCCAACGAAGGCGCGAGCCGGGCCACCGGGCGGGAGCUGGCCCGACCCACACGCGCCCGCCGAGCCACCGCCGGCGGCGACUCGGCUCGGGAGCGGGCGGCGGCCCAGACAGCCAGCCGGCCGCUAGCGCGGCACACACGCACACACACGGGGGGCACGGGUGCGCCUCCCUUGCCGACUUCUUCCACCACCCGCUCCUCGGACACGCCGACGACGGCGGCGGCAGCCCGAGGGGAGUCGCCGGGGAAGGAAACGACGCCACCGCUCGGCCUCAGGCACCUGAGGCGACCUGGAGCGCUCCAGGGGCACCACGGAGGGCCGGGCGCAACGCGCUCAAGCGCGCCCAGGCCGGGCGGUGAGCAGCGCGGCGUCGGGCCGGCCCUCCCCGCGGAGGAGGGGAGGGCCGCUCGCCACGGACCCGGGGCCUUCGGGAAAGGCCGGCGAGAGUGUCCGCCGCGUCCGAGGACCCCGGUCCCGCCAGCGCCGCGAGGCAAGAAGGCGGGAGGCCGGGGUCGGGCCGGAGUCCGCACCACCCCCAACCCCGGCGCGCGCCCCCCGCGCACCCGCCACGACGGCCGGGCGCGGAGGAGCCGGGGAGGGAGGGGCCCGCGGGCAGAACGAGAAGAGCGGUCGCAUCCGCCGUGGACGCCCGUCCCUCGUCUGACGCGGCUUAGGCCCGGCCCAGGAGAGCACGAGAUCACCACAUCGAUCGAUCGGCAGCAAGCUGCGGCCCCGAGGGGGCUUCCCGAGGAGCAAAAGCCCAGCGAGGACGGCGACCGGGGGGACCUGCUUCCGCCUCACCGGCAAGCCCCUCGACCCCCGGGGGGGGGGGGGGCAGGAGCGACCGGACAACCCCAGACACAGCGGGGGACGCCUGACACGCGGCACGGAGCCUUGCGAGACAGGGGUUGUCACGGCCAACGGCCGGGUGCCCACGGCAUGGAGCGCACGGGGGUAAAAGACCCACCGCCACCUGCCCACACCGCCCUCCCUCGGGUGCCGGAGACCGGAGGGCGACACCGCGACCCGGGCCACCUGGAGUCCAGCACGAGAGCCGGCGCGCAGGCCCAGGCGGACGGCUCAGGCUCCAGCGAGCGAGGACAGGGACCGGCUCGGCCGCGCGGUCAAGCCCGGAACCCCACCCGCGCCCAGAGGCCCACAUCUCUAAGCCCCCAGGGCUAUCUGGUCGACCCAGGGAACGGGGGGGGGGGGGAGGGGAGGAGGGGCGAUACGCGGUCGGUGGAGACGCCACGCCGCCACGCCGCCACGCCGCCACGCCGCCACGCCGCCACGCCGCCACGCCGCCAAGCCAGUGAUCUCCGAGAGGAGACUUUGAAAAAUCAUCAAAGUUCUCCGGAGGCAGGCACCGUGCGGAGGCCGUCCCCCGCGGCCCUCAGGACCGCCCCGUGCCUACCGCCGUCCCCAACCCCGGCUCGGGCCAGGGGAGGUGGAGGGCCACGCGCGGCAGAGGCAGCCUCACCGGGAAUCGCCACCGGGGCCGGACGCCCGAACGGACGGCCCGCCCACCCCCGCGUGGCACCCGGUCCGACCGCCCGGGACCCACCUCCGCAGCGGGCCUCGGAACAAGGGGAGAAAAUCGCGUCCGACGCCCGGGACCCCCACACGUGCCCGCAGCCGGGUCUGUCGCGCCACCCACGGGCUUCCCCUCCAGGCUCAGACCGGUCCCCGUCGCCAGGGCGUGACCACGGGAGACAACCGAGUGACACGGAAGGAAGGCCCGAAGAUCGCCCGGAGCCACAGGACGGACGGCGGGACACACCCUGUCCCCCGCCCCCGAGGCGGCCCAGGUCGGUCCGCGCGGGCGGAGGAGGAGCCACCGGCGGGUGCUGGUCGACCCACCCAGGCGGCCCGCACGGCCUCCUCCGGGAGCGAGGCGGAGGCGACAGCGGCGACAGCGGCGACGGCGACACUCCCUCGCAGCUCCGGAGGUCCAAUCUCCGGCGAGCGCAUCGCGCGCCGAGGCCCCGGCGACAGCCGGACGCUCGCGCCGGAGCCGCCCUCCUCCUGGAACUCGGCCCCGGGAAACCGACACCAAAGCUGUUCCUUGCCUGUCGCCGCCGAGCCUCCGGAGGGGACACGCUCUAUAAAAGCGGCCGCCAGGUGGCACCCGACAACCGGCGCGAACGACAGCGGGACAGAUCCGGGCGGCGAGGCCGUCAGGGCGCCUCGGAUCUCGCCUCUCGGCCCGGGGACGGCGGAGGGCCCCGGGAGCACACGGCCGCGCACCGCGCGAACCCCCGUCCUCCCGGGGCGGGGGAGCCUUGGAAAACCCGUCCGUCCGUCCGUCCGUCCGUCCGUCCGGGCCCGCUGCCGCCCGGAAAGGGGGUCGCGCUCGCCGCGCGGGGCUCCCGGGACGACUCAGGCACGUUUCCGAG